CCACCGCAUCGGCCUACCACACCGCCACUCGACGCGCCUCCUCGAAACACCUCGUAUAAUAGACCCUAGGCUCGACCCUGACAUCGACGACCCGCGCUGCAACGCUUAGCCUAACGUAGUCAUUUGCCUCCUCGAACCCUCGAUCGUCUGCCAUCACUAGUCGCCGGUUGAUCUCGCUGCCGGUUUCCGCUGCGUAUUUAACCAGCUCCCGCUCGAGCCAACCUCCGUUCGUUUGACUUCAUCGCCCAUCGCUCGCCACACACCGUCCGUCAACCGCCAGCAAACAUGCCCGCGACCCUUUCUACUAUGCCCGAGGAGAUCCUCGAGCGCAUCCUCGAGCUCAUUGUUACCCCCGCUACCCUUGGCACAAACUACCGACCCGCCUGGCACCCAGCCCCCGCUGCCCCAUCCAGCAGCACGCACCUGGCGCCGCUGCUCGUCUCGCACACAUGGCUGCGCAUCGCAACGCCUCUGCACUACCGGCACAUCGUCCUCCGCUCUGCUCAACACACGGUGCUGCUCGCACGCACGCUCCGCGCGAACCCGGAGCUCGGCCGCUGGGUGCGCAGCGUGCGCGUCGAGGGCACCUUCGCGGCGCUCCCGGACGUCGUGCGCUGCUGCCCGCAGCUCGAGGGCUUCGACAUGACCGUCGACAAUGGGUCGGACAGCGACGCCGACUCUGCUGAUGAGGCCGAGGCGCGCAUUGCGGACGCCAAGGUUGUGCGGUUCUGCAGCGCAUUCGCGCACAUGCGUCAGAUCAAGCACCUCGUCAUCCGCAAGAACGCGUAUCUGACGCAGGCGCGGCCCACGCUCAUCUUCGAGGAGCUGGGAAAGGCGAUCAGCCGCUGGACGCACUUGGAGACCGUGAACAUCGCAUUCCGAUUCUCGCCCUCACCUGCGUCCGCAUCGUUCGCUGCGUCGCUGGCCGUCGCACCCCGCCUGCGACACGUCCGGGCACUACUGCCCGCGGUGUGGAACAACACUCUACUCGAGAUCUCGGCGAACCCGGCGCUGGAGCGCAUCCAGCUCACGCCCGACACCGAGCUCAUCGGGGCGCACCUGUUCCUGUCGGAGGCGCGCAAGCACGCGCGGCUGAUAGAGCUGAUCCGCGCAGGGACGCCCAUCAUGCGUAUGCGGGCGCGCACGACGACCGCGGUGCCUAUGUCCGCGCCAGUCUCCGUCUCGCCGACGUCGCAGGCACCGUAUCAGCAGCGCACGAACGCGCGACGCACGAAGGCCGAGCAAACGUACGUGGAAUCUAUCCCCCUGUCCUACCGCCCCGGCGAGUCAAAUUGCGGGGCGGAUGUGCGGCGGAGAGAUGGGAAGAUAUGUGCGGCGGGGACGGCAGGAUCUCUGCAGGGCGACAGCGGGUCUGGGGAGAUGUGCCAUGAUGGGCUGGCUGAUGCUCGGAAGCAGAUCGCAUCGAGAAGGGGCGUCGCUGCUGUCUCCCCGGCAUCACUGGACUCGACCGUCUGCAUCACCCACGCUACGAUCGUGAACCUUGUCCUGGGGACAGGUUUGGUGGCCGGUGCAGCUGUUGCUCGAGGGCUCGCAGCGCACAGCUUGCCAAUUGAGGCAGCGACCGUGAUGGGAGGUCAAUCGGACAGCGCUAAUGAUGCCUGA
Molecule: messenger RNA, 1623 nt
Organism: Postia placenta MAD-698-R-SB12
Lineage: Eukaryota; Fungi; Basidiomycota; Agaricomycetes; Polyporales; Adustoporiaceae
Exons: 7
Coding region: 286-1623 (445 amino acids)
Source: RefSeq, a predicted model, not a curated record